AUGGCUUCAGAAAAAAAUGUAACAAUAUCUUCAUUAUGGCCCAUAUAUCAGCAGUUAAAAUUACAAUUUUAUAAGCAGACAAAUGAAAGUCAUUCACAAAGUGUAUCUAUUAAUGAUUCAGCUCCGUUGUUUGCUGACUCGCAAGAAGGUAUACUCGAUAGUCAACCUACAGUAGAAGAAACUUCAGACUUCUUUUCUCAGUUAAAUGAUGAUUCUACAGAAGAUUGUGAAGAGGAAAUUUUAAGUCAAACAUUAAUUCAAGCAUUAGACCAUGUUGAACAAUUGGUAUCUGAUGCUAUAUUUGGAAAACUUUCUAAACGUUUCAAUGAUAAUAUUAGAACCAAACAAUUAAUACAACUAACAUCAUUUUUGGAUCCUCGCUAUAAAUCUUGUUUAAUUGGUUAUGAGUUCUAUAUGGUUAAGAAACAACUUGUCGCAGAAAUGGAACUUAAUGGUAUGAAAGCUGUCGACCCAAGUUCAUCACCACCAUCAAAAAAAAAAAGUUAUUCUGGUAUAGCUUCAUUUUUGAGUACAAGUUUACCCUCUAAUUCUGCUUCAAAUGAUGAGAAUAUUUUUGAAACUGAGAUUGAAAAAUACAACCAAAUGCCCAAGGUAGAUUUGGAUACAGAUCCUCUAAACUGGUGGAAAAUAUUCAAUUCAGAGUUUCCAAACAUAUCUCGGUUAGCAAAGAAGUAUCUAUGCGUCCAAGGUACUAGUGUACCAUGUGAAAG
Molecule: messenger RNA, 731 nt
Organism: Myzus persicae (green peach aphid)
Lineage: Eukaryota; Metazoa; Arthropoda; Insecta; Hemiptera; Aphididae
Product: zinc finger BED domain-containing protein 1-like
Exons: 2
Molecular function (GO): protein dimerization activity
Source: RefSeq, a predicted model, not a curated record